Molecule: messenger RNA, 1014 nt
Organism: Pyricularia grisea
Lineage: Eukaryota; Fungi; Ascomycota; Sordariomycetes; Magnaporthales; Pyriculariaceae
Exons: 1
Coding region: 1-1014 (337 amino acids)
Source: RefSeq, a predicted model, not a curated record
AUGUGCAACACAGUCUGCCGCGAGGGCUGCAUCGUCGUCAAGACCAUCUACAUGGUCUGCGCCCACACCUCCCCCAUCUCCCAGUGGACGUCCUUUUGCCCGAGGAGCAGCAGCACUACCACCAUGGAAAGGACCACCGUCUGCACGCCCGCCGGCCACGCCGAGGUCCGCUUCGGCUGGUGCGCGAGCUGCACCGCCUUCUAUGCGCCCACGGACCUCAACAACGAGGCCCUGAUCCGCAACUAUUGGGCCUUCAAGACCGCCCACGGCAUGCUGGAGCCGCUCGACAAGCCGAGCAGGGUCCCCGGGACCGCGCUGUUGGGAUCCUCCCCGCCCGCCACCACAAGAGACCCUUGCGUGCCGGCCGCCGAAGUUGAGAGCCUGGCCGUCGCGCUUGCGCAGGCCAGCUCGGGCGCAUGCACCACCGCGCAGGCGAGGAUCCAAGCGACGAGGUACCGCGUCGAGAUGCUCAGGUGGGCUGGGAAGAGGCGGGCUGCUGCUGGCCGCAGCACUUCCUGCCGUCGCCGUGUCGACAAGCCUCUCCCGCCUACGCCCCGCUCGGCAGGGUCGUUGAUGGCGCAACCGGCCAACAAGUACGACGCGGCGGGCCUUGCAGCCCAGCCCCAGCAUACGAGCUGUCCCAACUUUGAGACGCUCAAGCCUUUGACAUAUAGCCCUUCGUCGCGGUCAGCUACCAGCAGCCCCUGCGAGACCGGGACGUUGCAGCAGCAAGAAUCUACCAGUGUAGAUUUUUGCUGGCGUCACUAUGCCAUCGUCGCUCAGGAUGGUGUCUGUCACGAGUGCGACGACGAGAGCAUGCGUUCGCAGAUACGUGGCCGGGUCAAGUCCUUCCCUGUUCGUGAUCAUAACAUGCUUAGGAUUCAGGCCGUUAAGCAGAUUGCUGCGAGUGCCGUGCAGCCACUUUGCUUCUGUGAUGGAAAGGGCUUCGAGUGCACUCCUUGUACCGACCGACGUAUCAGCAGCAAAGCUGUGGGCACUAAGGAAUGGAUCUAA